CAGAGGGCGUUUAGAAUCUUUCAUAAUGGUACAAAUGCCUGAACAACUUCCAGCGUCAAUUUGUGUAUUCCCCCGGACAACAAACUGGUCAUCUGUACUUUAGUGCCUUAACAAUGCUCCGUGCCACCACUGCCUUCCUGUGCUCCUAUUGCCAGAAGAGGAGCGUCUUAACCCCUCAUAUGGGCUUCUCUGCCUCUACCCUCACCAACAAGCGGCCAGAGAACCAGCAAACUGUCGACUCCCUUUAUGACCUAUCGGUGGACAUCCGUAAAGUGCGUAAGUUCAAGGGAUGGGUGCUGUCAGAGAACUCUGUGUACGUGUACGAGACGGCGGACCUGCUGCGGGACAUGGGCGCUGACACUGCUUCCAUUGCCCGUGUGCUGGAGACCCACCCCGAGGCUAUCCUGUGUCGGCCCGAGGACGUGGCAGCUCAGCGGGACCUCUGGUCCUCCGUAUGCCCCAACCGGCGUGAGCUGGUAGGCAUCAUUGAGAAGUUCCCUGCCUCCUUCUUCACACUCACGCACCACACCAACCAGCGUGACAACAUACGCUAUCUCCAGAGCCUGCGCCUCAGCAAGCGCAUCAUCGGGAAGCUGAUGGCCAGCGCCCCCCAGAGCUUCAGCCGGCCUGUGGAGAGCAACCAGGAGGUCAUCCACACGCUGCGAGAGACUUACCUGGACCUGGGAGGGGACGAGGGAAACCUGCGCUUAUGGUUCCAAAAGCUGCUCAGCCAGAACCCCUACAUCCUGAUGCGGCCGGCUGAGGCGUGGAGGGACAGUCUGGGCUUCUUGAGGGAGAAGGGCUUCACCACAGAGGAGCUCCUGGUCCUGGUCUCCAGCCUCAGGGCCUCCAUCGCAGAGCUGCAGCCUGAGGCCAUGCAACAGGCUCUGGACUACACCCAGGGGGUGCUCGUGUGCUCUGAAGAUGAGCUCCGGGAGAUAGUCCUCCGCUGCCCUGCUGUACUGUACUACUCUGUGCCUACUCUGGUGGGCCGGUUCAAGGGGCUGCUGGACGUGGGGGUGAGCAUGGACCAAGUGAGGGAGACGCCCAACGUGCUGGAGCUCACCACUCAGAUUGUGCUCUACCGCAUCCAGAAACUAGCCUCCUACGGCUAUGACGUGCGAGGUGGCAGCCUGGACGUUAUCGUCGGCACCAAGAAGGACUUUGAAAUGACCUAUAGCAAACUGCAGCUAAGGCAACAACGACCACUCUUCAACCCUGUUGCCCCCCUCAGGACAGCAGAGGAGUGAAUGUCAAUGGACCACAUCUUGAUGUUUUAAGGGGAUAGGAUGAAUACUGCACGGUUGCAGAACAAGCUAUGGGUGUUUUACUGUAAUUACUGAUUGGAGACUGAGGUUUUAUGAUGUCUCCGUUGGCGUGAGCUAUACAUUUCCCCAAUGUGUAUUGCAUAUAAUGGGUUUGCUAUGGAGACCUCUGUCUCCAGAAGUAGGUGGAUCAUCCAAUCAUCGUCAGGAAAUGGCUGUGUUUGUUUCAAUUAGCCUGAGUCACCUAUCAACAGCCACUGUUCUAUACUCUAUAGCAUGAGAUGAGAAAGAAUAAAUGUUCCAAGUUUUCAUAUUUGUAUCUAUUGAUGAAAUGGUAUCCCUUGCACCUUAUGGUUUAAAUGUGUAUGAACUCUACUGACAGCAUUAUCGAGACAGUGUGAAAGAUCCAAGUAUUUCACACUGUUAUGCUAAAUACUAACUGGAAUCAUUGAUGUAAAGAAAAAAGUGCUGUGUUAUUUUUACGUUUAAGCUAAUUGGCACACAUUUUGGUAUAGGUCCUUGUAGGCUGGAUUGACAUGAUAACAUCAAGUUUAAAAAAAUAGAACUUAUAACAGAGUGCCAUUUAUUUGUGACUUGCCACCACAUAGCUCUUUACCUAUACCUACACUCUUAGAAAAAAAAGGGUUCUUCGGCUGUCCCCAUAGGAGAAGCCCUUGUUGGUUCAGAGUGUUCUACAUGGAACCAAAAAAUGAUUUUACUUGGGACCAAAAAGGGUUUUUCCAAAGGGUUCUCCUAUGGGGACACCCGAAGAACACUAAGGUUCUAGAUAGCACCUUUAUUUUUGUAUGCAAUUAUGAUGCAAUUUACAAUGCAUCAUAAGCACAUUUCAUGUCACCAAAAAACAUUUAUUCAAUACAAAAAAGUUAGAAGUUUUAACAAACAUUUUUUUUUUGCUCUGACAUUUACUGUCAACUGUGGAACCUUAUAUAGACAGGUGUGGGUCUUUCCAAAUCAUGUCCAAUCAAGUGAAUUUACAACAGGUGGACUCCAAUCAAGUUGUAGAAACAUCUCAAGGAUGAUCAAUGGAAACAGGAUGCAUCUGAGCUCAAUUUCAAGUCAUAGCAAAGGGUCUGAAUAGUUAUGUAAAUAAGGUAUAUGCAUUUGCAAACAUUUCUAAAAACCUGUUUACCCUUUGUCAUUAUGGGUUAUUGUGUGUAGAUUACUGAUUUUUUUUUUUUAAUCCAUUUUAGAAUAAGGCUGUAAUGUAACAAAAUGUAGAAAUUGUCAAGGGGUCUGAAUACUUUGAGGGCACUGUACUGUACAUUCAGUUUUUUGUGAUGUUUAGUGUCACUUUGUCAGACUUGUGACAUUCACCAGGAAGAGCAUUCCUUCCGGGGAGGAACAGUAGUGUAUGACCUGGUUCAAGUUGUUUUAACAUGAUACCCAGCCACGUGGUUAUCAUUCCCUCACAACUUAAUUCAAGGCUAAAAAUAGCAUAGCAAAAAGGUUGAAUCAUAAAAAUAUAUUCAUCUGUUUGCACUGUUACUUAAAAGUCUGCAUAAGGUAAAUGAUACUUACUAUAACAAGUCACACAUACUGAAAAUGAACAGUGUUAGAGAUAAAUUCGCAUAUAGUUAAGUAGUUCUAUUAAUACAUUUUAAUGCAGGGUUCCCCAACUGGUCCGCGGGUGGUUUUAUUAGGCCCCCAAAGUUUUCUGAGCAAAAAUAAAUAAAUAUUUUUUUAUAUCCAACAAUGAAAAUUUAACAAAAUAUUUUUUUUUUUGUUAAAUUUUCAUUGUUGGAUAUAAAAACUGUAAAAACACCAGGAAAUCAGCUUCAAGUAAUUUUAAUUAUGGAAAUCUGUUCCCAUCUAUUUCCACUAAUAAUGAUCGUAAGCAAGGUUUGAAAUUAUUACGUUUUAAUCCAAUGUUAUAUCUGUUUGGGCUUCUUGCGAUUAAUUUGCAGUCUACAAAUUAUUGUUAUGUAUAUUCCGGCCCCCCGACCAUCUGCUCAAGAAAAAAAAUCUGCACACGGCUGAAUCUAGUUGAUGAUCCCUGUAGUAAUGCAUCUAAGUAAUACACUGUUACAAAGGUUAUGCACAAAUCAGCUGUGAAGACUGAGGUAGGCCUAAUGUAAGACAUGUGUUGUGUACAUUUCUACAAUAUUGGUAACCAAUGAAAUAAAGCCGGGGAGAAAAAGAA
This is a messenger RNA of Oncorhynchus nerka (sockeye salmon), 3426 nucleotides long. Its product is annotated as transcription termination factor 2, mitochondrial-like. Gene Ontology annotation, biological process: termination of mitochondrial transcription; regulation of DNA-templated transcription. The transcript is spliced from 2 exons. Bases 114 to 1250 code for a protein of 378 amino acids. Lineage: Eukaryota; Metazoa; Chordata; Actinopteri; Salmoniformes; Salmonidae. Gene Ontology annotation, molecular function: double-stranded DNA binding. The record is from RefSeq and is a predicted model, not a curated record. Gene Ontology annotation, cellular component: mitochondrial matrix.